CAACUAUUCUUAUUUGUAUUUAAUAAAUAAUUUAUGCAAAAACAGUAAACUCUUGCUGUUGUUCGUGUUCCUUCUGGGAUUACCAAAUAGCCAUUUAAAUCGACAGGCAUCACUAACUAAGCGCCCCUCCAAAGAGUCAACUCGGCAGGAUUCACGAGUGCAAGCAGAUAGUCAUAUCAAUACCAGAAACCUGCCACCCCAUUCUACUAGACCCACAAUUACAGGUAGGAUUGGAAAAAUUAUGUGCACUCAUUCCCUCGAGUUCCCAGAAUCAAGGUUUUGGCUCCAGGCACUGGUUAUGAUGCAAAAAUGAUUAAAUGAUAUUAUUGUAUUAAUAUUAUAAUAAUUCGCAUGUGUUUCAAA
This is a messenger RNA of Paramecium tetraurelia, 363 nucleotides long. RefSeq lists its product as uncharacterized. The transcript has a single exon. Lineage: Eukaryota; Ciliophora; Oligohymenophorea; Peniculida; Parameciidae. The record is from RefSeq and is a predicted model, not a curated record.